Aspergillus novofumigatus IBT 16806 is the source of this 1319-nucleotide messenger RNA. Its product is annotated as putative UDP-N-acetylmuramate dehydrogenase. The record is from RefSeq and is a predicted model, not a curated record. NCBI's taxonomy places the organism in Eukaryota, Fungi, Ascomycota, Eurotiomycetes, Eurotiales, Aspergillaceae. Bases 1 to 1071 code for a protein of 356 amino acids. The transcript has a single exon. Gene Ontology annotation, molecular function: UDP-N-acetylmuramate dehydrogenase activity; FAD binding. Gene Ontology annotation, biological process: cell wall organization. Gene Ontology annotation, cellular component: cytosol.
AUGGUCCUGCCUACCGGGACAUCGCCUAGACCAUUUCGGCACAAUGGACAGAUGGAGGAAUAUGUUGAUCUGCUCCCCUACAACACAUUUCACAUUGCAUCGACAGCUCGAUACUUUGUUCGUGUGCAGCAUCCGGAUCAGCUAGAGGCAUUGGUGCACUCGCCCAUAUUUCAGACUCGACCCCAUUUCGUCCUGGGUGGUGGUAGUAAUAUUCUAUUCGCCAAUGAUACGUACGAGGGCAUCGUGCUGAAAAACGAAACCAGCGGGAUAGAAAUUGUCUAUCAGGAUGAGGAGCACACAACGCUUCGCGUUGGUGGCGGGGUCGCUUGGGCAGCACUGGUCUCAUACUGCCUCGACCAUGACCUUGGGGGACUUGAAAAUCUGGCCCUUAUCCCAGGCACGGUUGGCGCAGCACCGAUACAGAAUAUCGGGGCGUACGGUGUGGAACUCAGCGAUGUGCUGGAAAGUCUGUGCGCAAUCGACUUGAUUACUGGAGCCAGACGACAGAUGUCCAAUGCGGAGUGCCAGUUCAGCUAUAGGGACAGCGUGUUUAAACAUACUUUACAAUAUGUCUUCAUUGCAAGUGUUACGUUAAGACUCACCAAUCCUGGCAACCAUCGACUGAACACGACAUAUGGCCCAAUUCGACGCAUUCUGGAAAACCGGGGAGUGCAAGUCCCCACGAUCCAGUCAGUUGCAGAAGCUGUGUGUCUGCUACGCAGGAGCAAGUUGCCUGAUCCAGAGUUGCUCGGCAAUGCGGGCAGUUUCUUCAAGAACGCAGUCGUCGACCAGCUUGCGUACGACGCUCUGCAGGCGGUUCACCCUACCAUCCCUGUCUUUUUGAGGGCAAAUGGCUCGAAAGUGAUCCCAGCAGCUUGGCUAAUUGAGAGAUGCGGCUGGAAGGGAAAGAGAAUCGGCCGCGUGGGAGUGUAUGACCAGCAUGCUCUCGUCCUAGUGAACUACGGCAGCGCGAAUGGCUUUGAUGUCCUGGAAUUUGCCAGUCGAAUUCGGGAGGAUGUGAUGGGCCGAUUCGGCAUUUGGCUUGAGUUUGAAGUAAGGAUCGUCACAUAAGUUGCGAUGAGCAAGAAAUCAGUUGGCCCAGACGGAAGUAUGAGACCCAUAAGAGUGAAUGACAAGGGAUCCGUGGUUGCGGGGAAAACGUGACGAAAUCCAGACGAUCUUGACAGAUUACUUGGAAUUGUGCAUGCAGAAUAGAAUACCUCUCUAUGUGUCCACAGCAGGACAAUGGCAUAUGUGGAGGAGUAAGUAUGAUGCAAUGGCAAUUAGAGCGAUUGCUCUGUAUACGUGCAUCAGGAUGG